AACACAAAAAAAAAAAAAAAACAAUAUAUACAUAGUGAUCUUCCCUGUCUCUCUGCCCUAUCGCAAUGGCCACUACAAUGCAAGCAAGUGCUGCUGCAACACCGAACGCAGCGAAACAUCCGCAACUAAAACGCAUUGUCUACUCGAAAUAUCGUGAGCUUCUCGGUUCAUACAACGACAAGGCAAAUGCAAUUAUCGAAACGCUGCCGGCUUAUAUGGUGCGUGAAGAUCGUGGUUUUCAUUGCGAGCCCACCAAUAACGCAGAAGUGGCUGCGGCGAAAACAAUAAUAACAUUACCAGCGACAUUGAAUACAGCAACAACAAAACCUGUUGCUCAGUCAAAUCGGCAACCUAUAACAACGACAAUGAAAACAGCUGCAUCACCAUCACCCACUACAAAUGGGGUGGCGGCAGCGGCUGACACAUGCACAGCAGCUGCUCUGUUACGACAAGUUGCUGCUGCGGCGGCGGCUGCGGCAGCGGCACAGGGUGAACGCGUGAGUGAAUUGUAUGGCGGCUCCGCUCAACGCGGCUACGAAGCACCCGCUUGCGUACAAAAUGCCAUGGUGACAAAAGACAAGAAACCCUUCACCUACACACCGGGCGGCAUUGAUCUCUCACAAAUCAAAUCGGAGCGUAUGGCUAAACGUUUGGCGCGCAAUGCCCAAGCUGAGGGCGCAACUGGUGCAUCGCAACUCAACAGACCAACACAACCACAAUCGCCGGGUAGUGGCAAUGCGGCCUCUCAAAUCGGUGCCGCCGGCAUGGGUAUGCCGUUCCAGGUGUUGCCGCCGCCGCCACCACCAGCAGCACCGGGUAAGAAAUUGAAUGGCGCUGCGGCACCGCCACCACCACCACCACCUAGUUCCUCCUCCACAUUAGCACCACCACAGAAUGGCGGCGGACUGGGUAGUGCACCCGGUUCACCCAACGCGCAACGCAAGUCGCCCACACCGCAACGAUUCGAGCCACCACCAAUGGGUUUCCGACCGGAAAUCAAAAUACCACCUAAUCCAAUGGCGGCAUUGCGCAAAGUUCCACCGCCUGUGGAGAAGAAUACCUUCUGGAAGGAUGAAUAUGUGCGCGAUCGCUCCAAGAGUCCUAUGGUGGGUGAAAAUGAUCGGGCUAGCUCACCGCGUAGCGGUGCUGAUGCUGCUGAGGUGGCAAGUACCAAUAGUGGAUCUGCUGCUAACAGCGCCGCUGGUUACGGUGAGCCAGCUUCGGUUAAUUUGAAUAACAACAGCUACAACAAUGCGAAUAACAACAACGAUGCCAACGAGCAAGUCGAUGGUUACAAGAAACCAACAACGACCACCCAGCAACCUGAACUCAAUUACAGCAACAACUCCACUCAACUACAGCAACAACAACAACAACAACAACAACAACAACAACAACAACAACAAUACACACCAACUCAGCCCACCUACUCAACACCAGCAUAUCAAUCCGUGCAGCAGCAGCAGCCUCAAUAUAACAACAACAACAACAGUGCGUCCCCAUCUCCACAAGCGCAACAGCAAUCGCCACGACCUGCUGAGUUCCGUAGCGUUGCACCGCCACAAUCGCCGGCUGUUAACGUUUACACACGACAAACGGAUAGUCCACGCGCUGAUGCUGGCACUCCGCCACAGCAACGCGCUACCGAAAGUCCCUUCCGUUAUGGCGGUGUACAGCAGCAGCAGCAGCAGCAGUCAACACCGCAACAACGUGCUCCACCAGCUAUAUCGCCACUGGCACAACAACAACAGCAUCGCCAAAACUUUACUCGUCGCCACCAACACCAGCAGCAGCAGCAGAAACAGCAACAGCAGAACAAUUCUUCCAACUCACAGCCAUCGGCCCAAACUGUGCCAUGGCGCACUCAACGUACUCCAGCGCAGCAGCAACAACAACAGCAGCAGCAGCAGCCACAGUCGACUGCCAUUUAUAAUAAUGUGUCGUCAUUGCCAAUACAGCAACAACAACAGCAACCAAGUUCGGUCUAUCAGGGUCCAAAGCCGACCAACGUCGGCUCACUCUACAUCGCACCACUGGCACCGCCCACUGAGCCCCAAGCACCCAAUGUUGUGCGUCAAUUUCAACAACAGCAACAACAACAACAACUACGCGAAUCACCAAUUCGCCAAAUACCGCCGCACCUGCAACAACAACAACAACAACAACAACAAGGCCAACCAUUACGUUCAACGGUACCAUGGUUGAGCAGCAAGCCGAAAAACAAUGAACAACCAGAAUGGGCGCGUCCCGAAGAGAAUGGCAAUGUAGUGCCAUCAUCGUUGCAUCGCAUGAAAUCUCCUCCACCGACAGCAGCACUACAAUCACAGCAGCCGCAACAACAGCAACAGCAGCAGCAGCCAAUUUACUAUUCACAACAACAGCAAGCACAACCACAACCCUACGGCUAUCGGCCCGAGCAGGGUAACGGUUAUGCUGCCGCAGCGCCAGGAAAUUUCGGUAGUCAUAGUGUGGGUAACACUGGCUUACGUUUGCAGAUCAACCUGAAUGCCAAUGCCAAUAGUGCGCCAGCAGCUCAAGGAGCAACUGGUCCAAGGGAACGCAUCAUACCCAUACAAUUGGAGCAAACUCCAACGAAUACAUCGCAACAACCAAACUUCAAUGUCAGCUACGGUGGCGUCACCACUGCACCGAGCAGCUUUGUGGUCCGUUCGCCAAAUCAAUUCGUUGAUCAAGGUUACAACAAUUAUCCAGCCUCGGCUGGUGCACAGCAGCCAGCAUCGGCUCAACGCGUGAUGUCACCGACACAACAACUCAAUGCGCCACGCAUUGUACAACAACAACAGCAAUUUACGAAUAACAACAAUAAUAAUGUUGGCGCCAGCGCAAAUCGUUCACGCAUUAUACCCAUCUCAAUGGAAGGUGAGGGCACACGUGGCCCGAUUUCACCAUCGCCGAUCGUUUUGCAAAAUGAAAACUACAAUCUGGUAGUUUACGAUUGUCCACUUGAGGCGGAAAUACGGUAUCGAAAGAAUCGUCUCAGCGAUCCACGCUCGUCACCCAUACAAUCGAAAUCCUUUAGAAUUUUGCAAAAAAUCACUGACACCAUUGACGACACUAACAGCGGAGAUGAUAGGAAAGUGGAGAGUCCAGCCGAUGUAGAGCCACAAUUACAACGACCACAAUAUGCGAGACAAAUGAGUGCCCAACAGGCGCGUCAACAACCGAAUGUUGAACAAAUGAGACGUAUGCAAAUUGCAGCCGAUCCACAAUACCAACAGCAACAACAACAACAACAGUCACAGCAGUCACAAUCACCACAAGCAUGGAAUCAAGGUAAUGCUUCUUCUUUCAAAAGUUCACAGCAACACACCAUUUACAACAAUAUCAAUGACAUGCCACAACCAUACGUCCAUCCCAGUGAACAACAAGUACCCGAACCGAAAAAAUAUACCGGUAGCGCAAUACCAAGUCGAUCGUUUAAAAUUUUGCAAGCGAUGACAACACCAGAAAAUGCUGAUAGUGUUGAAUUGAACGAAAAUUCUUUGCAAGCUAAUGAGAGUCAUAAAAGCAACAAAAUUCUCAAUAAUAACAAUUUUGCUAAGAAAGUAAAUGAAUAUGUUGAUAAUAAAAAUAUUGAAAGCGCCAGUGAAAUUAGCAAUACACACACACAUCCAACACAUGCACCCAGCACCACAUCAUCUUCAUCUUCCAUUUCAUCGCUUUGUUCCGACUCUAGCUCUUAUCCCAUACCCAAACAUCCAUUUCCUGCUUAUGGUUAUCCAUAUCCAUAUCCCUGGUAUCCACCAGUAGCUAUGCCAGCAAAUAACGGUACUGACGCAUAUCCACCAGCGUGGCCAUAUGCUUACAAUAUGCCACCCCCUCCACCUCCAUCAUCAUCGCAGACGCCAACUAACGAACAUCCCGCAUAUCCUCCUGGACCUUACUCCUACUAUUAUCCUUAUUAUCCUCCACCCCCACCGCCACCAACACAUAGCGUCCAGCAUUCUCACAUGCAUACGCCACAUCGCAACACUCAAACCCCAAAUGAUUUUGAUUCGCAAAAUGCAUAUCACGACCCAGUGCAGUGUGCAUACCCCGCUUAUGUGCCGCCAUACCCAUACCCCUAUCCGGUAGCGCCCAGCUAUGGUGGGAGUACGUCGUCAAGUCGCGCCAGCAGCGUCUUACCCGAUAUAAUAGUUACACCAAGCACCGAUGAUAUGCCCUCACAGGUUAUAUUACAACAUCAUAUAAAAGUCGAGAAACCCGAACCAGCAAAACGCAGUGAUGCCGUGCAGAUCGAAGAGGUCUCACUUGGUAGUGAUGACUCGGUGAAAGCACCACCGAUGCGGCGCGAACACCGUGAGGGCUCCUAUAUCGAUGCACUCACACAACGUUUGGCGCAUAUGUCUAAGAUUGUCGAACAUAACCUCAACAUGAGUAAGGAUGUCGAAAAGACUUACGCGGGCGAACGUAAUAAGGAAUUUGACGAAAAGUCACCAACAGAUAACGCCUCGCCGGUACCGGUGCCCAUCGUAACAUUGGCUUCUGAAACCGAAAUGAGCUCCGAUAGUUUAGAUGGCAGUAGCGACGAUGAGGGUGACUCCGAUGCAACACCAAAAUGUGUUGAAACCACCGGAUUGCAGGCAAUCAAAUCGGUGACAAAUAUACAAAUGUACAAGGAGCGUAAAAUCCAAACGAUUGAACUGGAUGAUGAGGACGAUGUAACAACAGCUGAUGGCGAAAGUGACAUUUUCGAUGAGGAUGAUAACGAAGAAGACGUUGCUGAAGAGCUUGAAUUGGACGAAUACAUUGAGGAAAAUGAUGAUAUAGACUAUGAUAACUUGAGUGUAAUCUAUGAGGAGGAGAGCGAAAUGGAACGCAGUAGCGAAAAACAGAAUACGAUUAUAAGAUGUGAGGGCUCCAAUAACAGCGAUGCCACUGCUGUGGAGAAAGAAGAAACUCUUGAGGGGCAGAUUGAAGAGAAUGACAAUAAUGAUGAUGCUGAUGAGGACUCCACCUCAGUAACAGUACGUCUACCACUCAAGUUCUCUUUCAAUCAUGAUAAUGUGGCGACAGUUGAGGUGGGUAAAUCACAAAUCGAAGAGCGGCGACAUAGCAUUACGUCGGAGAGCAAACGUAGUGCAGCCUUUGUUGUUGCCGAUGUAAAGAAUGAAGAUUCUGAGGACGAGGCAGCAGCAGCGACACAUGAGUAUGAUGAUGAUUGUGAAGUAAGUGUAACAAUCAGUUUGAGCGGCUCCUCACGUUCCGCUUCAUUAGAACGCAAACCAGAGGCGCGUCGUCUUUCAGAUGCAUAUCCGAUCGAAGAGCUACCAACACCAGAACCACCUAGCGAGCUAACUGCCACGAGUAAAGAGGAUAUCUCAUUCUCAUUCUCAUUGAAUGCGCGCAAUAAAUUCAUGGCUCAGACUAGAAGGGAUGAUGUGACUAACAAUAUAGCGGCGUUCACUAGAAAUGAGACGAAAGCAGAAACGCUGAAGAAUGCAGCGUUGAGAGAAGAAAUUAAAGAGCCUGAUAUACAUAACAAAAUGCAAUUGAAUUUAAUGAAAGAAAAAACUGAUUUCGAGAAGGAAACAGUGACACAAGUCAUACCGAGCGACGACUUGGACUUCUUUGCCACAUUGCGCGCCACUAAACUGCAAGCGCAAAAAAUGAUGGAACAGUCGGCGAACUAUUGGGGAAAAGUAGCGGAGAAACCAGUAGCCACAGAAACAGAAAAGCCCAAAGAAGAAGAGAAGAAAGAAGAAAGCAAUGCCACCAACCCUACCUCUGCCUCAAUAGAGGCAGAACCUGAAGUAGACGAUAUUUGGGCUGGCCGAGACGAGGAUGACUUACCAAAACCAGUACCCAAAUUAAAACUAGCAGAUGCCAAAGACAAUUUCUGGUCUACAUUUGCUGCCGCCACUAGGAAAACACAUGAGGAAACUCAAGCUCCGGACGUUACACAAAACAAAGGAAUAGAUAACGAAAUUCAAAGCAAAAAGGAGCCAAUCGCUAUGGUUUUAGACGGCGAGAAAGAGAUUGCAGCCGAAGCUGAGGCAGAAGAAAUUGAUUUCUGGGCUGAAAUUGAAAAGUCAAAACAAAGUAGCGUCUCCGUUACGAAAUCGCAUGCUAAAACCAAUACGGAAAUGGCGGCAUAUUCGAAACCCGAAUCCAAAGUCGCUACUGAUUUGGAGCGUAAAAGAGUGGAUGAAGUUACUUACCAGCCAUUAAUAUCCAAUUCGAGAACGGAAAUAUUGCCAGCUGCAUGCCAAGCAGAGCUUUAUACGCCACCUAUUGAAGAACUAGCAUAUGAAGACUCAAGCGAAAGCGAAGAGAGCGAUUCUGAAGAUGAAGUGGACAACGGAAAAGUGAAAGUAGUAAGUAAUGCAGUAGUCGAAAAGAAGGAGGAAGAGCAAGAGGAGGAAGUAGAAGAAGAGGAGGAAGACUUCUGGGCCUCUGUCGAAAAGGCAAAAGCUGCAAUAACUACAACAACGCCAAAGUCAUCAACGAACAACACGAAAGAACUUCCAACACCAGCUAGUGAUGUAGAAGUCAACUUCUGGGAGAAUGAGGAACAACGAAGUGGGCUUACACUGCAAACUCCAAAUACUUACGAUCCCACACUCUACCCCGAAGAACCACGAGAGGUUGAUACCGAUGAAGAGAUUGACUUCUGGGCGGAAAUUGAAGCAAAACAACAAACAACCGAUGACGUGAACUUCUAUAAAGCUGCCUCCUUCUGGGCUAACCGUGAGCGUAAGGAUUCUGUAGAUGAAACACCAUACGCAAAGGUAUUGCCCAAACCUUUCCUAGCUACUUUGCCUGACGAGCCAACUGUGGACUUGAAUGUCUGGGCAGCAUUAGAAGCUGCGAAGGGUGAUGAACCCGUAUAUAUUGAUCCAGUUGUGGAGGAGGAGAAAAUGUUGGCAGCGAAAUUCAAUGAAAUACCAAUGGAAAAGGAAACCAUAGAGAAGAAUGAAUUUAUUAAUAACAGUACCAGUGACAUGUGGGAAGUAGCUUCACUACACGAACCGAUUGUAGCCAGUAUUUGGGAGCCACCCGCGGAAGACAAUGAGUUCAGCAAGCCAUACCAAGACUUGGAGCAAUGGAUACAUGACAAGGAAGAUAAUGAAAUCCCCGCCGCUGUAGUGCCAGAGAGUCCAGUACUCGAACGAACCGACGAUGCGGACGAGGCAAACGUAAAGCGUAUUAAUUACCGCAAAGCUAUGGCAUUCUUCACCACCUCAAUUGACGAGCAGAAGGAGGCGAGUGCAGAGCGACAAUUACGACGAGGACGGGCCUCGAAUAGAAAUUCACUCAUCGAAGUGGAGAGCAACAAGAACAGUGAAGAAGAUGGGCUUAAAAAUGCAGUCAAUAACUUCUACACAACAACAGUUGCACAGAAUAUUAACAGAGGUAAAAGUGUUGGGCCCGAGAGUAUGAAUAACGAAACGAAACGCCAAAAAGUUGAAAUGCACCAAACCCGGGGAAAAAGUGUUGGCGCGGAAAUUGCCACUGAGGAAAUAGCAGAACGCAAUAAAACGCCAACUAAUUUCGAGCAGAAAUUGCCUGAAGUUUAUGUUGAACCCAUUGUGGAGAAAAAACUCUUGCCUAACGGUCUGCCCGAUUUAGGUCUGAAGAAAGAAGAAACCAAAAUUUCCGUACGCGACAGAAUCUCUGCUUUCGAAAUCGGCGCGCCGGAAUCGCAAAACAAACUAAAGAAAACACAUGAAAAUAAAACGCAAUCUCUCUCUGUUGAGAGCUGCACAGCGCGCGGUACACUUUCGCGCAACAGCUCACAACGUUCGGAAUCCGAAAUGGAGGAAGAUGACUCCGGUGUUACCGAUAUGAAUAAACCACUCUCAGAAACAGACACCGAAUCAGAGAGUUUCCCCGAACUGCGUAAAAUGAGCAGUUAUCAACGCGCUGCCACACAUUCCAGACUCUUCAAAUUGUUACAGGACGACAACGAUCCACUUGAUGAGGAUAAAUUGAGCAAAGAGCUCGCCGAUGAAUGUGCAUUCAAACCCAGCCGACGCAAAAUAGUACACAACGUAUCCAUCACGCGUCGUCAAAAUCCGAACGCAAUCACCGAUGCCGAAACAAUGAUACAACGACGCGAGCGCCUCUCUCUACCGUUGCGUAAAAACACAAGUAUAGAUGCGGAUAAUCCCUCCACGCCAAACAGUCCUGCCUCACCCAUUAUGGGACAACCCUCAAACCAACGUGGUAUCAGCGAUAAACUAGUCAACGAACUGGUACAAAGUUUACUACUGAAAAGCGAUAGUAGUCAUUUACGACAAAUGUCCAUGGAGAAGCUACAGGCGGCAGCCAAACGUGUGCUCGAAGAAGAGCUCGACUCACUGGAAAAUACAUCAGUCGAAACAACACCGGCACCUACACCGGGUGAUAACAAAACCGAUAAAAGCUAUGCCGACUACUACGACACAUGGUCGCAUACGAAUGGCGGCGCCACCGCCAAAGCUGAUGGCAUGCCACCAAAAGCAUAUCGUGCACAACAAGAUGUACCGCGACGUAGUCCCUGGUCUGUACGCUGUCCACGUGUGCUCAGUUCGAAAACAGUAAAUCGAGACCUGGCACGUGUGACUGAAUCACCCGAGAUCUUUACACGAAAUAGCAAAAGUCCCGACUGUCUCUCGCAAUCGCGCGAAGGUUCAGUGAGUCGUUGGCGUAAAGUUUAGCAGCACGUCUUUGAGGUUAUGUAGGGUGGCGGCACAAAAGCGUAAGAGCGUCGCCAAAAAAUUAAAACUGGGGAAAACUGUAUAAAUGCUUAAGUAAAAUAUUUGUGUAGAUAUAGAGAGUUUAACUGUAAGAAUGUAUGAAAAUAGCGGUGAUGCAAAUUCAAAAAAAAUUCAAAUCGGUUAUGAAUGUAUAGAAAAGAGAGCGCAAGUUACAGUUGUCGAAAAAAGUGAAGAAAUGAGAAAAUAAAACCGCUUCGUGACGUCACAACAGCUUAGCUGAACGCGACGUGCACACAUGGAAAAUCAAACCACUCGAGUUCGUUAGGUUUUUUGUUUAUUUUUUCUUUGAUUAAUUAGAUGGGUAGCACCAACUCGCACACAGGUCAAUGAACCCAACACUGCCGUUUUUACUCAGUGAAUAAAAACUAAAAAUGGAAAAUGUAAAAAAUUAAUUAAAAGAAUACAUAGAAAAGUAGAGCGCAUAAAAUGUUGUGAAUAAAAGUAAUUUAAAAUUUUUUUAAUAAACUCAAAGCAAGCAACAAAUGUUUAUUGUAUACACGUACAUAUAUACACCUCUAUAUAUUUUUAAUUAAAGCCAGCCAAGUUUGUAAAAAAAAAAAUAUUUAUACAUAUUUACACACAACCACGCCUGCCAGAUUAUGCAUUUUUACGAAUCAUUAUUCAUUUUCUUUAAAUAACCGCAAGCAAUAAACUCACAAACAUACUCACAUAAAUCAUAUGCAUUAACAAGCAUAAAUAAAUAAUAAUUCUACUCGUUAACUUAUAAAUGCUUCAAGAGAAAUAAAUCUAAAAAAAAAAAUUGU
Ceratitis capitata (Mediterranean fruit fly) is the source of this 9487-nucleotide messenger RNA. RefSeq lists its product as uncharacterized. The record is from RefSeq and is a predicted model, not a curated record. Gene Ontology annotation, molecular function: MAP kinase scaffold activity. Lineage: Eukaryota; Metazoa; Arthropoda; Insecta; Diptera; Tephritidae.